AUGGAUGGCGCUCGCUUGUUGCAGCUAGUCCUGGCAGGACAAACAGCUGCUGUGGAGGCCAUGUUGCAACGAAAAGUGGACGCCAAUUCCACAGAUGAGAGGGGGUGGCCACCUCUUUUCCAUGCAAGCCAGCGCGGUCAGCCAUCGAUGGUGAAGCUACUUCUAGCGCACAAGGCUCUUGCAACCUUUGCAGGCAUGACUGGUGAGACAGCUUUGAUGGUAGCCAGUGAGCAGGGUCAAACCAAGAUUGCUAACAUGCUUCUUGCUGCGAGCUGCAGCGUCAAUCUGGCAGCCAAUGAUGGAACUACAGCAUUGAUGGGCGCUUGCUUGCACAGUCGGAUUGAUAUGGUGCGACUUUUGCUUGAGAAAAAGGCAUCCGUGGGUGCCAGCACAAUCCAAGGAGGCACAGCACUUGCGGUAGCAUGUCAUGGAGACAAGGUGUUGUCGGCUGAGAUUGUCAAACUAUUGCUUUCAUGCCGCGCAACUGUUGAUGCACCUGGCCAAUUUGCCCAAACGCCUUUGAUCGCUGCCUGUCAGAACGGACAUUUUGGAGCAGUAGAAGCACUUUUGGAUCACAAGGCAAACAUCAACCAUGAGACUACGCUUGGGCAGUCAGCCCUCACCACUGCUGCCAUGGCCAACGAAAGGGACAUUGCAAAUCUGUUAGCUAGUCGGGGAGCAUUGCUCUCGCUAGCCAGCCUGGCUUCAAAAGCAGUUUCAAAAGAGCCGAAGCAAGACCCUUUUCUUGUUCCUGGAUCCCGUGCCCUCAUAGAGAACCUGGUUUCGGCAUCAGAUUUGAAUGGCUUGACAGGUGAGAUUGUGGGCUUUGACACCUCAAAAGGCCGACACGCAGUCAGGUUGCCAAAUGGAGAGGAGAAGCUGAUCAAGCCAGCCAAUUUGAAGCCUCUGGGAAACCACAGCAUUGAUUUGUGCAUGAGAGGAUAUGUACGACAGUUGGUGAAAUUGAUGAAACUUAAGCUUGAGCGUGAGGCUGUUCCGGAGGAUUUCCUUUGCUUGAUUCAGAGCUUGGAUGAGAAUCAUUUGCAGUGCAGCAUGCAGUUGCCAAGCGUCAUGCCGUCGAACUCAUUGAUUUUGGGAAGAGUGGUCGAUAUUUCAAGGCACCCAGACGAGGAAAGCGCCAAGCAGGAGGCAGUGGAUGGUGCUGCUCUGCAAGCUAUCAAGGCACUUCGGCGAUCAGACAAUGUGGACGACGAGCUGUCGCCAUGUUCUUCAGCAAGUGGUGAAGAAGAUGACGACCCGCUUGAACAUGAGCUCACAGACCUCAAAAACAUAGAUAUGGAUGAUCCAGAAGCAUUGGCUGCAUUCGCAGAGCGUGUCAACGAGAGCAUCUCAAAGCAGGCCUCAGCUUUGCGUGCAGAUGACGAAGAUUCAUCCUCUGACUCUGAGCCUGACCGUCGUGCCUUCUACAAGGCCUUUGGGAUGGAAUCAAAACUCAAAAUUGUGGCAAAUGGGAACCAGAUGCACACCUUUUUUCCCUCCAUAGACAAUUUGGUUGCAGGUGGCAAGUGCACACACUGGAGCCCCGGCACUCCUGUAAUCACACAGGAUGGCAAGAGGGGCAGCAUCAUUCUCUAUGAUGCGACAGCCAAGGUCUACUCUGUGAAACUGAAAGGUGGGAAGGAGCGCUGUUUCAAGAGGUCGCAAUUGAGACGUGCUCCAAUGCCAAAAGAAGAAGCCAAGAAGUUUGUCGAGGCCAUCGCAAAGUGGGAGAAAGAGAACCACAUAGGGACUUUCAUCACAAAGCACAUGAAAAUUUUUCGGGUGCCAAAAGAGCAAAUUCCCAGCCAAUAUCGCAAGAGCCUCCAAGGCAAGGAUUUGAUUUGGAUGGUCCAUCAAGACACACGUGCUUGGCCUGAUGGUGUCGAAUUUCAAGGUGAGGCACUGUUCAUUGACCCACUAGUUGCACAGCGGAAGGAUAUUUUUGGGGAGGAUUGGUUCAACGCGGUGGAUGCAACUUUCCCAGCAAAGCAAGUUCCCUUCAGGACCCUUCCACCCGAUGUUGCGACGGAGAUGUUCCGCAUGUUGGACGAGUCGCAGAAGGAGCAGUCAGGCUCCAAUUUGGACCCGCGACUCCAAGAUCUUCUUCAGGAGCGUGGGAUGGUGUCAAUUGAAUACAACAGCAGUGUUUCGAUGUCAGAGGCCUUGUGGAAGAAUGAUGCUGAACCCUUCCGCCUUUCACCUGAAGAGAUGUGGGGCCUUGCGGGUGGCACGCUCGAUGGCUUCGCGCAAAAAUUCCCCGGCAUUGCCUUGCACUGUCAAGACAUGUUGGAGACUGACGCAUCGACUCACUUUGCCGCAAUGGAUGAGCUCCAGAGUCAAAAUGCGCGGGUGCACGAGGCUCAUAAGGCCGAGCGGAAGAAGAAGGAAGAAGCCCUUCAGAUUUUGGAGGAAACCCAACGUUUGCAUGAGGCCAAAGAAAAACAACACCAAGAUCGGGAGCGAAGUUUGUUGGAACAGCUGCAGGAUGCAGAGACGGACUUCGCCAAGCUUCAAGCGGCGCUCGAGAAGGAGAAGAAAGUUGCCCUGAACAAAUUGCGGGCUGAAAUUGAAAGGCUGCAAGCCACGCUGCAAGAGCAAGAGGCUGCUUUCAGGAAGAAGGAGUUGAAAUUGGUGCGGGAGAGGCAAGAUGCUAUGGAAAGCUUGAACACCUCCACCAACCAGGAGGAGCUGGAAGCUGUGCUACAGGAGCUGACGGCCAAGUCUGCAGAGCUUUCCAAGCAAGAGCAGAUUUUGGCAGAAAAAGAUUUUUUCAUCCAAAGUCAGGCGCAGGAACUGGAAGCCAAGCAGCUGCAGCUUUCCCGCGACCGGGCGGAUGUUUCCGCGAAGCGCGAGAGCCUUUUGGAAGCCAGGCAUCAGUUGGAGGAGCAACGCCGCCGCGUGGAGCAACGCUUUGCAGUGCCGGACUAUUGGGUCAGUCGCAGUGGAAGCGAUGACGUGAGCCUUGUGCCAGUGGUUGAGGACCGAACCAUUGGAGCAUUGCAGGCUGCUAUCCUGAUUGACAACUUGGACUGGAUCGGCUGGGGUCGAGACCAGGCCUGCCCGGCGCAGCACAGCGGCCUGGAACUUCUAUGGGCCUGGAGGGUGGAACACCAAGGGCUGUGGGCCAAGUAUCGUGCAGAGCAGUGCAAGAUGCGAGCUGAUCUCAAGGUGAGCGGAAUUCAGGUGCAACCGGUGGACAUCAAGGAGUCGUUGCAAGCUGCCACAAAGGACCUUGCUCAGCUGGAUGCAGAGGUGAACGAAGUCUUUUUGCUCCAUGGCACAGAUCCCUCCAAAGUCCUGCAGAUUGCCCGUGAAGGCUUGAACGAGCGCUUCUCAUCACGCUCAUGCUUCGGUUUUGGUUCGUAUUUGGCGGAAGACGCAGGAAAGGUGGACCAGUACAUCAAACCCGAAGAGUUCUUUCGGCGCAACAAUGAGCUACACUCCAAGCUCUAUCUCGGAAGCCGAAGACACCCAGGCCGAACCUUCUACAUCUUUGUUUGUCGGGCGAGCCUUGGAAUGAUGGCCAGAUCCCGUGAUGGACAAUGGACACUGGAUGGACAUUCAGUAUGGGCUCAGACAAAGCAGCGGGCGCGACAGAGAGAAUUUGAGUUUGCGCCUGAGGCAUGGCCAAAACUCCGAUAUCACAGCCAGGUUGUGGAAACAACUCCUCCAGAAGAGAUGGGUUCUGUGCCUGCAGGAUCCACCGUGGUAGAACGCUAUCGCGAGUUCAUGACAACCCACAGUGAACGCAUCUAUCCUGAGUAUCUCUUGGCAGUUCGUAGGGCUCAAGAACGCCCAAUUUACUAG
Cladocopium goreaui is the source of this 3807-nucleotide messenger RNA. The record is from the annotation of a GenBank genome assembly. NCBI's taxonomy places the organism in Eukaryota, Dinophyceae, Suessiales, Symbiodiniaceae.